AUGGCAGCUCGGUUGAAUCUUCGUCGACAUGGUGCUACUCAGUCUAUGUUCGCCUUGGCCUUUUCUUCGAUCAACCAACAGCUUGCUUGCUGGCAAGAGCCAACACUGCUAUCUGAAGUUUUUGUGGUGCUAAGGUUUGGAGAUGAAGGUUUGGUUGCUGCAAUUUUGAUGGUCAGCUGCAAUUUAGAUGGUCAGCUUGCAGGUGGCUCUCAGAGUGUUUUGUUGCUAGUCUUGUUCAUUCAGCUAUCUGAAGUUUUUGUGGUGCUAAGGUUUGGAGAUGAAGGUUUGGUUGCUGCAAUUUUGAUGAUCAGCUGCAAUUUAGAUGGUCAGCUUGCAAGUUUAGUUUGGGCUGACCAUAGUGUGCAACAUAUUAAGGCUGCAAUCUUUGAUUCCUUAAAAAGAAGAGAGCCUAAUCCUUUGCUUACUACAAUAGAGUCAAUGGAACCUGAAGUUAUGCCCACUAUUCCAUUGCUUUCCAGAAGUAAGGAAAGACCUCUCUCUUCCUUGGUUAGCCAACCUAAGGCGUCAAAUAGGGCUGCAAUGAGUAGAAGAAAGAAAUCCUUGCCAAGAAAGUUUGUUGCUUCACGAGGAUCCACUUUAUCCGUUGAAGAGCUAAUGAAGAACAGGGAAGCCAUUCCCGAGAACUCAAGCCCUCUUGUGACUCUAACCAAGAUUGCAGAAAAUAAAAAGCCGAAUUUCUUUGCUGGCGAGUCAUCUAAGCAAAAUGUGCCUUGUGAAUGUGCAAAGGCCCCUGUUGAGCCAUUGGAAGGUACGACUGCUCUGUGGAAACCUUUGAAUUGUCUUGUAGAAACUGCAGGUAUAACAAAGCCUGGCAAGUCUAUUGUGCAAGAAUCUGUGGCAAAUUCAGCACUGCCCGUUGUCCAUGAAGAUGAGGAAAAUGCGAACAAAAUUACCAAAUUGAAGGAACGAGCUAAUAAAUCUAAAGUCAACAAUGAUGAGGGUCGAUCAAUGCUCGUGCCAUCAGGUUCAGAAAAACCUAAAAGGAAACGUAGGGGUCGACCAAAACGAGCUAUGGCCACUGAAGGGACAAAUAUUGCACCACAAGCUGUGGUUAAUGCUGCAAGCACUAUGGAAGGAGAUGAACCGUUGCCACAGUUACUCUCCUGCUACUUGAUGAUAAAGGAUGCAAAUGUACCAGUUUCAUCCAUCCAAAAGUUCGUUGUAGAUAGGCUGGAUCUUAACUGCCAUCAAGCUGAGGUGGAGAUCUCAUUGAAGGGUCAGCCAUUGCAUCCCAGCUUGCGACUGCAUAACUUAAUAGAUCUGUGGUUGCAGACAAUAGCAAAAUCAGAAGAAAUAAAGGCAACAGUGGGCAGCUCAGCGAAAGAUUGUGUGAUGGUUCUCUGUUAUGGUUGGAAACCUCAACCCUGUUAA
Molecule: messenger RNA, 1392 nt
Organism: Camellia sinensis
Lineage: Eukaryota; Viridiplantae; Streptophyta; Magnoliopsida; Ericales; Theaceae
Source: RefSeq, a predicted model, not a curated record